GCUAUCGUAUACAGUGUAGAGUUAAAACCACACGUGGACCAACACACGAUUUGCAGUUCGUACAGAAAAGUUUGAAAAGUUUGACAACUGGAGCUAACAAACUUUCCCGUGUGUCCAAGAUGGAACCCCAUCUCAAGAAAAUGCCAUACGCGCUUAAUAAAUUUCUUGAUUUGGAAGAGGUUAUGUGCAAGCAGCUUCUGAGCCUGGAUCUCCGGGACGCAUCCAAGCAGUCAACAUUCCCAGUGAGACCUGUUGGUUACAAUAAGCCCUGGACCCUUUGUUCCCUCUCUGCAUCUAGCUCUGCCCUCUCUACUCACUCCACAGAAAGUGCAACCAUGACCUCCAGCCACUGGGGGCAGAACACAGAUGCUUCACUCCCAUCAAGAUUGAAGAUGUCAUUCUGGGCUGAGCGCUCGGUCAGCAUGGUGGAGCCCAGCACGUGCACCCUGGGCUGGGCCUCUACAGAGCCUAAACAGCCCCCAGCCUCCCCUACUGGUGGCCCUGUCUCUGGGUCUCCCACCUCCUCACGCUAUAAGACUGAACUCUGUCGCACCUUUGCUGAGAGUGGCAUCUGUAAGUACGGGGGGAAGUGCCAGUUUGCCCACGGCUUUGAUGAGAUACGUGACCUCAACAGACACCCCAAGUACAAGACGGAGCCUUGUCGCACCUUCCACACCAUUGGCUUCUGUCCUUACGGCAUCCGCUGCCACUUUGUUCAUAACAACGAGGACGACCUGGGCCCUGGUCCUGCCAGACCUGGGCCUGGUCCCCAAACCCCCCGCACCAGACGACCCCCUCUACUUAGGCAGAGCUUCAGCUUCGGAGGCUUCCCCUCCGCCCCUCCACAGCCCCUGGAGCACUCCCUCCCCCACCCCUUCCUCCUCGUGCCUUCAGUCUCCCCUCCCACCUCAGCUGACAUCACCGACCUGCUCUCCCACGCCUUCUCCGAGGUGGACUGUGUCUUUGAGCCGGCCCAUGAACUCCAGUCUCAGUUUCUUCCCUCUCCUGACUCAGGCUGUUCCCUCUGUGGGUUGUCCCCUGUGCCUUCCCCCUCCCAGAACCCCUGUACCUUAUCAGAGGGCUGCAGCCUGCAGCAGAGCCAGAGUCCCCCCUGUGGGCCUGCUCUCAGGGCCAGGAGCCUCUCCUAUACCUCCCUGUCUGACCACGAGGGUGGGUGUGGCAGCUCAGCCAGCAGCCUCAGUGGGUCUGACUCUUCUGGUCCAGAUGGGUCUGGUCGGCGGCUGCCUAUCUUCAGCCAGCUCUCAGUGCCUGACGAGGGCUUCAGCAGCGAGUGCUGCAGCGGCACUAGCUUCUUCCUCUAGGUAGGAUGGUCUCCUCAAACCUUCCUGAACCACUCAGUGCGUAUUUUUUUUUAAAGCACCGUGACUGCAUACUAUUGUGUACCUAAUGUAUUGUACGGGCAGAUGCUUGACACAGAAAUGUGCUUCAGUUAAGCUCAAGCGAAAUUAAGCUGUACAAUUUCGAGGUACAAGUUGACAGCAAGGCAAGGUGCCAGAGUUGUUUGACUGACUGGUUUGGAGAGAGAAAAAUGGUGUAAUCAGUGUUAUUGCCACUGGAAGUCCUCCAUUCCUGCCACCUGCAGUUGUAAGAAGUGAACUAGUCAUGUAAAUGACAGUUUGAGAAGCAAUUCAUGAAUCUUAGAAUGUUAAAAAAGCCAAAGACAAGGACACAAUGCAUCUCUGCCAAGUUAGAUUUCCCCCUAUGAAUGUUGGUUGACUAUUGUGAUAUUUUUUUCUUUAUUGUACACUGUUCUUCUGACUGGGCUUAAGAAAUUGACCUUUUCCAAAAACCCACUUUAGUUAUUUUAUUGACUUUAGUGCCUGUAAACUUUUAGUUUUUUGUUGUUGUUGGAAACUGCAAAUUUCACUGUUAGUUGCAGGGGAACCUUGGAUUUUUUUUCUUCUAUUUUAUAUCAAAGCUUAAAUUGGUUUCAUAACUUUACUUAGCAAGGUGGCUUGUGAGAAUUAAUAAUUGUUUUCUCACUUGUUUCUGUAAUCUCUGCAAAUGUUUGAAGUUGUAUGUAGAUGUUCUGAAGACGCACCAAGAGUACAGUGUGUAUCCCUUGUGUGGUAGACUGCAUGUAAUCCCUGAUUAGCAGAAAAAUACAUGUAAAUGGCAAAGUGAUAUGAUUAAACUGGGUUGCCGUUAAUCUGAUUCUAUUGAGUUGGACCUAAACGGCACCUGGUUCAGUAGAUUGAAUUGUAGUCUUUCUAGAAGUCCUUGGAGAUCUAAUGGUAGAUGGUUUGUAUCUGAGAUGUUUUGGUAGUUGGUUCUGAGAGCGGAUGCUUUUUUUGCAUUCCAUUGUAUUUAAAUACCUUUUUGACCAACAUGUUUCAAGCUUCUUUAGUAAAUUAAGUUUAAUUUAUUUUAACGUAUUUAUAGAACUUUUUGAGUUUGUAUUAAGUUUAAUAUAUUUUUUUGUUGUACUGGAAAUAAACUUUUUUUAAACAAUGUUUGUUUA
Messenger RNA from Salmo salar (Atlantic salmon), 2482 nucleotides. Its product is annotated as mRNA decay activator protein ZFP36L1. Lineage: Eukaryota; Metazoa; Chordata; Actinopteri; Salmoniformes; Salmonidae. The record is from RefSeq and is a predicted model, not a curated record. Gene Ontology annotation, molecular function: mRNA binding; metal ion binding.